UGAGAGUUCUUAGCUUUUGGUAGCCGGAGCGUCGAGUUGACCCGGCACACGACGCGCCACCAACCAUCCGGCGCGAGAUGGAGAACCCGCCGCCGCGACGGUGGCCGCCGGGCUUCCGCUUCAGCCCCACCGACGAGGAGCUCGUCCUCUACUUCCUCAAGCGCCGGAUCGCCUCCGGCCGUCCCACCCCCUACAUCGCCGACGUCGACGUCUACAAGUCCCACCCCUCUCACCUCCCUGAGAGGUCGGCGCUGCAGACGGGGGACAGGCAAUGGUUCUUCUUCAGCCGGCUGGACCGCAAGUACCCCAACGGGUCGCGCGCCAGCCGCACCACCGGCGACGGCUACUGGAAGGCCACGGGGAAGGAUCGCUUCGUCUUGGGCGGCGGCCGGCCGGUAGGGAGCAAGAAGACACUCGUGUACCACCACGGCCGCGCGCCUCGCGGGGAGCGCACGGACUGGGUCAUCUACGAGUACACCAUCCUCGCCGAUGCGCUCCCGCUGGCCGCGGGCGCGCGCGAGGCGUACGCGCUGUACAAGUUGUUCCAGAAGAGCGGGGCCGGGCCCAAGAACGGCGAGCAGUACGGCGCGCCCUUCCGGGAGGAGGAUUGGUUGGACGACGAGGAAGGAGUGGCUUCGGAUGCUGCCGCUCAUCCUGUUCCUACCACCGCUAAUUCUGCUGCUAUAGUCGAGGACUAUACUGACCGUGAGCUUCCCGUUGGGGAUCUUGAGGGGCUCCUGUCGCAGAUUGGAAAUGAUCAGGAGUAUGGUGAAACACAGUUAGAUUUCUCGACACCUGCUUCCUCCCAAGGUCAGCUUCAGCAUUGUCAUGGUCAGGGUUUGCUCAGUGAUGGUGUCGACAAGGCUGAGGUUGUGGAUGCUUCCAUUAGUAGCGGUGCUGUGGUACUGGCGGAGAAUACUGGCACUGAUCUCCCUCUUGAGGAUAUUGAGGAGCUUCUGAUGCAAAUGUCCGAUGAUCAGCAAAACACGGAAUUGUUCUCUGAUUUCCCAACAUCACUUCCGGAAUCGCAGCUUCAGUGUGACAAUCAGCAGUUUUGGCUUGAUGCAGGCAGGGGGCAGGAAGUUUGCGCUGCAGGUCCUACCACCAGCAGUGAUGCUGUGGUGACAGCAGAAUGUUCUGGCACAGAGCUUCCACUAGGGGAUCUUGAAGGGCUUUUGCUGCAAAUAGCCAAUGACCAAGAAAUGUUUGAACCUCUGUCAGAUUUCUCCACACCAUUUCCUGAUUGUAACUUCAGUCAGGUUGGCAUUGGAGAUGUCCGUGAAUCUCAUGGUGCUCCAGUUGGUGGUCUUUCUUGUAUAGUUCAACAAAGCAUAUAUUUUGAUCCACGGACUGAGCCAAGUAGUCAAAUUCCACAUUCCAAUCUCGCCAAUGUGCCGUUUAUUGGAGAAACUAAUUGUGCUGAAGAAACAAGUGCGUUACGUUCUGUGUCAGGUCUGAUCAGUUACAACAGCCAGGAUGCUGAUGAGUUCCUUGAAAUCAACGAUUUCUUUGAUCUGGAGGAUGUUGAACAGAGUACGAAUUGUACAGCAACUGAACACUUGAUAUCUGCAACGAGUGGGAUGCUUGACAAUUUGGAGUACUCCGAUGCCCCUAUGUUCCUACCUGGGCCAUUUGACACAGCUGGAUUGGUAGCUGAAAAUGAAUUUGUUGAUUUUGGUAACAGUGGAAUCCAGAACCAGGGAUAUCAGUAUACAGCUGAAGUAAGGACACAAAAUCAGGUUGCUCUUAACGUGCGGAGCCAUAUGAAGCAUAAUCAUGUUGUCUUAUCCUCGCAUGCAUCAGGCACUCUGAAUCUUCAUACAGAGAAUGAGCCACCUAACCGGAGUGCAAGUGCUUCACAAUCAUGGUUUAAUGCGGCUUUAUCAGCGUUGUUGGACUCUAUACCUAGCAGUCCUGCAAUGGCUGCUGAAAUUGAAAACACUGUUAUUAACAGAACACUUCAGCGCAUCUCUAGCUUCAGGUCACAGCAAGCUGCAAGUGAAGAAAACACUGUUAUUAACAGAACACUUCAGCGCAUCUCUAGCUUCAGGUCACAGCAUGCUGCAAGUGAAGAAGCAAGCAUCCCAGUUAUUCAGGCUACAAGAGGUGGCAGACUGAUCUUCCUCCCUCUACUGGUUAUACUUGCUGCUGUCAUGUGGACCUUUACCGCUGGGUCUGCAGUCAAUUUUUUCACGGGGUUAUGGAAAUCCUCUUCUGCAUGACAGGACCGACAACAACUUUUUCCCUGUUAUGCUGGCAAUCUGGUCAUCUCUAAUUCUUUUUUGUCUUCAGUACGAGUUACUGUUUCACUAUCCCUUCCCUUUCAAAAGGGCAAAGAGGUAGAAGCAUUUCGAGGGUGUUACAAUGAUUACAGGUGUUAGCAAUGAGCUUAUGCGAUAGGGGAAAAAAAGAAGAGAAUGCUAGGAGGAAAAUGAUAUAUGAUGGUAAUAUUUGUAACUAAUGAGUUAUUGUCCUCAUCUGUUCUGAGGAAAAUGUAUACUGAAUGUAAUUAAGCAGUGAAGAAAAUAAAGUUUUCUGUGCAUAGCAUAGCA
Messenger RNA from Phragmites australis (common reed), 2552 nucleotides. RefSeq names its product NAC domain-containing protein 16-like. Gene Ontology annotation, molecular function: DNA binding. The coding region runs from base 78 to 2222 and encodes 714 amino acids. NCBI's taxonomy places the organism in Eukaryota, Viridiplantae, Streptophyta, Magnoliopsida, Poales, Poaceae. The record is from RefSeq and is a predicted model, not a curated record. Gene Ontology annotation, biological process: regulation of DNA-templated transcription. The transcript has 4 exons.